UCAGGGUUCCUGCAGUCUCAUAGGGCAGUGAGAGGAGAAAAAAAACUCCACCUACAAGCUUUAACCAGUGCUCUGCUGGACACUGAUAUAAGUUACAACACUGCUCUAGCUGCUCAUAAGAAAAUAUAUUUAGCAAUUUAUAUUUACGAGAAUAACUGCAUUUCCAUGUUCUGUGUACUGUGGGAGACCAGAUAUAGUGAAUGCAGGGUCCUGGGUUUAGUAACACUUUAAGGUGUAGUGACUCACACACUACUGCAGGGAUGGGACUAUUGCUUCCUAUUUUCCAUUGCUUCUCCAGGCAGAGGGGC
Staurois parvus is the source of this 308-nucleotide messenger RNA. The record is from the annotation of a GenBank genome assembly. NCBI's taxonomy places the organism in Eukaryota, Metazoa, Chordata, Amphibia, Anura, Ranidae.